This is a messenger RNA of Entamoeba dispar SAW760, 1044 nucleotides long. RefSeq lists its product as uncharacterized. The transcript has a single exon. Bases 1 to 1044 code for a protein of 347 amino acids. Lineage: Eukaryota; Evosea; Mastigamoebida; Endamoebidae. The record is from RefSeq and is a predicted model, not a curated record.
AUGAAAAAAUUAAGCUAUCCUAACUUCUCAUUAACUAUAACCCCUCCUAGCUCAAAGACUCCUCAAGUAAUUUCUUACAGAACUAAAUUUACACCUUUAGCACCAACUAUUCAACCUAGUUUUGCAGGUAGUUUUAAUACUAUAAAUACUUUGACUUCAGUUGUUCCUAUCAUAUCUCCUAUAACUCCUCCUGCUAUUUUUGAUUCACAUAGAGGUACUAGUAACAAUAAUUCUGCUAACUCUUCUGGCUCUCCACAUGAGGACAGUACCACUGGUACAACUAAUACUUCUAAAAGAGGAAGUAAAGAUAACAGAAGAGAUUUAAUUCAUGAACCAACCCGUCCUCAACUCCCAACAGUUUCUAAUGAACAACGUAGUUCCACACAUAAAAAAGAAAAAUCAAGAGAUAAGAGAAGUAGCCAAAACGUUAAAGAAAUUAGAUGUGAAUAUGAAUUCAAUGAAUUAAGAUCUGGUGAUACCUUUAAGAAAGUAAUGAAUAAAUUAACAUUAGAAAUAUUUAAAAAAUAUGGUUUAACUAAAAAAGACUCACCAAAAAUUCUCUUUGAAGCAGAUAGCAAUACAAGUAUUCUAUCAGCAGCAAAUAUUCAAAAUAAGUUGUAUAGCAAAAGUCAUGUCACAUUUUACAUUAUGACAGAACAAAAUAUUUAUUGCAUCUAUUUUUCACAGUUUGGUAGUAAAGCAAACGAUGAUGAAUGGAUGGACGAUGAAAAAUAUAGAAUUUAUUCUGUCUUCAAAAACUGUGAAUUUCAUUUACAAGAGUGGAAGAGAAAAGAGUAUGAAGACCCAGAUGAUGAUUCAAGUAAUAUACUUCAUGCCUAUGGAUUAUACACUCCAUUAAAUACUGAAAAAGAAGUUAUUCAAACAUAUUGUGGAAUUGUAGUUAAUAAAGAUAAAAGCAUGUAUUGGGACGAGAAUUUUGAUGAUUAUUAUGAAUGCCCAGAAACUAACAAACCAUUCUUUAAUGAAGAAGAUGAUAGUAGAGAAGAGAACGUACAGAGACUUAUCAUUACCCAAUGGAAAUAA